Messenger RNA from Seminavis robusta, 2869 nucleotides. The record is from the annotation of a GenBank genome assembly. Lineage: Eukaryota; Bacillariophyta; Bacillariophyceae; Naviculales; Naviculaceae.
GGAUCUUUUGUUCCUGUUUUUGCAUCAACCAUCGCAUCACAUGUCCGACAGCCCCAGUAAUCAUCUUGCAUCUAUCUAGAUUACCAUCGCAUUUUGCUCUGGCUUCCUCCAAACCCAACAUCAGAGGAAUUUUAAUCCAUCCAUUAUCUGCUCGCUUUUUUAGUAGGGCAGCAUUAUUAUAUACCGUUCUGAUCAAGACAGAAAGAAGAGACAAUGGAAUUCCUUCCUACCAGCUACCACCAAGAUCCUCGACUGAUACGUCCCUUUGAAGACUUGGAGUUUUCUCGACGCCGCGAUGACGAAGAUACCUGCGUGUCGUCCGUAACGGGAUUUCCUGCCGAGCUCUAUCCCGAGAGUGGGAUGAUGUAUCCCUCUAUCGACUCCUUACCAGACGUUCCUGAUCAUCAUCACGCCAUGCCGCCUCCAUUAGCACGAUCGCCAUUGUCUCCUCCCCCUUCCGUCAAGCCUUCUCCUUCCGUCAAAUCUCCUCCUCCUCCAACUUCUAAUACUACCCUGAUGUAUCCCUCUCUGGCCAGCAUUGUCGAAAUCCCCGAUGCCUUGCCUUCUGCCGUCCAAAAACCGGGCGCCGAAGACCGUGCUCCCGAAGUGGCUGUCUUACCGAACCGUCGUGUCCCUCAACCGCCACAAGACGCUGACUACAUGAGACGCACCGAAUUGGCCAUUCUCAAGGCCGCUCAGAAUUCUCCCAAACGAUCCACCCCAGCGUCACCCGCCAUGAGUGUACCACCACAUUUGCCACCCCCCCUCCAAGACGCAUCGGCUACAAAUCCGGCAUCGUCGCUCGAUGAUUCCCAAGGAGACGAUUAUCUGCGGCGUACCGAAGCCGAGAUUCUCAAAGCCGCGGCUGGUGGGAAACCGCACUUUUUGUUACAGUCCAAAAAAUCGUCCUUGGAUGCUUCUGAAGUAUCAAGUCAAGAAGACGAUGAUUUCAAAAUGGCUGCCUCGUUGCAUAGCAAACAGCAAGAAGAGGAAGAUUACAAAAUGGCAGCUUCACUGCAGCAGCAAGAAGAGGGUAUUGUUGUGAGCAAUAAGAAUCCUUCCCAACAAGAUUCCAGCAUGAACAGCAACCAUUCGAAAAAUUUGCAAACUGGCACCGACCCAACAACCAACAGCGGCAGUGACGAAGACGACGAAGAAAAUACCGGUCAUAGCAGCGAACCAAGUGAUGAUAAUCAUGGUGUCAUCAUUACUACGUCCCAAGACAACGAACACGUCGCUGAAGUGGCCGUCGUCACGGUGGCACCCCAACACGACGACGUGAAAAAGGACGAUCCCAACGUCUGUGGCAAAUCGUACUCCAAAAAGACAAUUCUCACCGCGACAGUGUUGUCGAUUUUGACGGUUUUGGGAAUCGUGAUUUUACUCGGCGCCGUGUGCGGCAGUGGUCAUUGUGGCAGCAGCGACACGUUGGCAUCCACCACAAGUGCGAAUCCCCCGACGGAGCGAUUUCGCGCUGUUCAAACUCAACUCGUGGCAACCUUUGGAACUUCGUAUUUUGAGCAAGAUGAUGAAUAUCCACGACAACAAGCACUCGACUGGAUCGUGCACGAGGAUCCCUUGCAAUUGCCACACGAUCAUGUCUCGCUCUUGCAACGAUUUAUUCUCGCCGUGUUCUAUUUUUCCACAUCACGGCAUACGGAAUGGUUGGCAUGCAAUGCCGCCGAUGCCGAUCAGGGAGAUUACUGCUACUAUGCGCGAGGGCUCGAACAUGCCGAACAAUUUGGAAUCCGAUGGUUGGCCGGAUAUCACGAAUGUCAAUGGGCCGGAAUACGAUGUGCCGGUGUGUUGCAAGUGGAAGAAAUUCGAUUGAGCGCCAACCAAAUCAAUGGUCGCAUCCCCUCCGAACUGGCGCUGCUCAGUGAACUCAAAGUGCUGUCGUUGUGGCACAAUGAAUUAUCAGGGUCCUUACCCGUCGAACUCACCACGGGGCCGGUUUCCUUGCACACGCUGCAGCUACAAGAAAAUAAUCUCGUCGGGACGUUGCCGAGUGCACUCUUUGCCAAUCUCCACAACUUGGCGCAUGUCAACUUGGGGGCGAAUGCCUUUACGGGAGUGAUUCCCACUGAAGUGGGUCUUCUCGCCGCUGCUUCGUCAUUGGAUCUACGAUCGAAUCAGUUCACUGGAACGCUUCCCAUAGAGCUGUUUCGACUCUCCCAGUUGAACGAGUUGCACCUGUCGGGAAACAAGAUCACUGGAACGAUUCCAUCGAAAAUUCGUAACCUCGUCAGACUGGGUCAUCUGGAUCUGAGCGACACGUUGCUCUCGGGAUUCCUCCCUUCCGAGAUUGGACUGUUGCAGUCGAUCCAAUCACUGAACCUCGGCAACACAAAACUCGAAGGAAGUCUCCCGGAAGAGCUCUUCACCGGUGACAAGUCCCUUGCUUUGUUGUUCCUCAACGACUGUCAAUAUUCCGGGACAAUCAGCAGCCAGGUGGGGUUGCUGACCAAUCUUCGCGCAUUGGACCUGUCCAACAAUGAAUUUGACGGCAGUAUUCCCAAGGAGAUUGCCAAUUUGAAAAAGCUGGAUACUUUGAAACUGAACGGGAAUCCGAGUUUAACGGGGGCCGUCCCGUCAGAAAUUUGUACUUACCCGACGUUCCAGAUACCCACAGCAACCUUGGUGGCAGAUUGCCUAACUCCGCAAGGAGGCAAUCCAAACGUUGAAUGUGCAUGUUGCUCAUUGUGCUGCAGUCCCAGUUCCGGUGUCUGCCCUGAAGGGCUUAUACGGUAGAAAUGAAACAAGACUAUUGUGGCAAAUGUUAUGAGGUACUAAGGCCAUGUAAUGUAGAGUAAUGGAAACCCACUAGAAUGAAAUCAUCACAUUUCUCCGCAGAGGGAUGGUGCAGAAA